CUCAUUUCUCUGUCUACAGGUUGUGAGGUAAGCUCUAUAGAACACAAUACAUGCACAUUUUGUAGGUACCUCUAGGUAAGAGCCCUCUUUUUGUUCACUCCUCUAAAUUUUUCAACACUAUCAAUUGCAAGUCUCGGCUUCAGAAGCAAUUCAGCUUCAACCUCGCUGGCAUGCUGUACACUAAUCUGUUUUUGGAUGCCUCGUCCCCUUCUGGGCCACCGUCCGGCAGGCGGAACAAGGGUGUUUGCUUCCCUCCUGGUCAGGUCACAGUUAUCAGGCCUGUCAUCCCCCCUGGAUCUUUGAGGUUCCCUGGCGGCGGCCUCAACGCCUCUUGUCGGCCCUAGCGCUUCGUCCGUGGAACCUUUUGAUAUAUCCCCCAAGACUUGAAGAUCAUUAUCAAAUACGAAUUUAGGCACUGGAAAAGUACCCAAUGAUGGCAUGCCAGAGUAGAAGACGAUGAAUGAAGAUCACGCGCCCGCCACGUUGGUCUGCUAUAGCCCAAAUCGAGCCAAAGGGCUGUGAACGCGGUGCUCUUUACAGAAGAUAGAGCGUACCCUGAAGGAGACUGAGGCGAGGGGGAGGGGGGUACAACGGGGACUUGGAUUCUCUUCAAGACGUCCCCCACAAGCUCCCCGAGCUUUCCCAUUCUCAUGAAAAAAAGCGGAAUCAGUCUAAGCCAUGAUCGGGGUCAUCAAUAAGCCAUGAAAAAUGGCUUGGGGAUUGCGGCCCCUCAUCUUUCAUACAGUAUCAAUCACACUGGCCCCUUUGUGGUUCUGUUGCGGGCCCCGGUGGUCCACUCUUCCUAUGUUCAUGUAUGCUAUUGACGAAUCACACGAAUCAAAGCUUAGCUCCAUCCCCAGCAUAAGCUCGUGCUCCCGCCUUCAUCUACCUCCCUCCCACGCCUGGCUCAACGGCUACAGAGAUCACCAAAAUAAUUCCAUGCGCUUAUUGAGAUUUUGCUUUUCAGUCUUGUUCUUCCACUCCUUUAAGUCUAUCUGAUAACCCCAUGCUUGGGAGAUGCGUUCAUGUCAAGAACACACUCGUUAACGAUGGCAAACAUAAAGCCAGAGGAUUCGGAAACUUCGAUCUGGCAGGGCUACAGCCUUCAGCCACCUAAUCCAUCAUCAAAUCACCCUCCACCUUACGAGUCAAACUAUGUCGCUCCUCCUUUAUCGAUUCCUUAUCAUGGUCGAGCACAGAAAGGUACAUAUCGUUCUAUGGACAUUCCUUCCAUCCAUACUCGACCAACGCCACGAGAUGGAAGUGGGAUCUUGACAGCUUCCCCACCUGGUCUCAACAGCCACCACAGCUAUCCAUCGUUGAAGAGAGCUUUUCAUUCCGGGGAUGGUUUACCUUACGUCGAGCAUGUACAAGAUUUUCGAGAAGAAGCAACAGUAGAUCCGAAACCCGCAAUCAAUCAGGAUCAUCGACUGCUAUGUUUUGGCCGACUUCCCGAAAAACGAACGAUUUUAGAUCACCAAGGACGAGUACAGCAAAUUGAGCUAGCAGCGCAGAUCCAUGGGAUGUUUUUUCUAUCAGAAUUGGCAACUCCAUCGAAUGAACCUCAUCUUGUACAACCCGAGCUAACCUGCUAUCGACGCAAUCUCUUUCAAAUUUCUGGUAAUGUCACUACGCCGCGGGGCCCAUUAUUCCUGAUAACGGACCGAGGGGAGAGGGUCCCUAUCAACGCUUUGGAGGUCACUAUUUCGGCCACUGAAUCAGUUGAUGGACAUGUUGUAAAACUCAUUGUCAUCCCUUGGAAAACACCUCCUCCAAAUUCCCCAGAAGUUGGACCUGGUCAGGAAAGUGAGCCGACACCAAUACCACUCGAGCCUUUCGAUGACGGUCGAGACGCCAAUAGCGAUUUUACUGUCUUUCCUAUCGCCUAUCGCAGGCUUCAGUUCCGGAUCGCAACAGCCAACAAUGGACGCAGGCGUGAACUCCAACAGCACUUUACAUUGCACCUUAAUGUAGUUGGGACUUUAGCGAAUGGCACCAAAGUCAACGUGUGUGAGACAGCAACUGCGCCAAUCGUCGUUCGAGGUCGCAGUCCUCGCAAUUUUCAAGCACGGAAGGAAAUUCCUCUGGUUGGAUCAUCUUCCUCGCGAGGACAGCCUCCUGAGCUUCACGUUGCAACGAGCAACAUGUCAGUUGGCAUCAGUGGUGAUGGGAAGUCGGCCAAGUCCUUGAGAACAAGUGCCCUUGAGCUCCCACGCUCUCCAUUUACCUUUGAUUCUUCAAACAUUCCUGGAUCCCCGUCACUGGUCCGGCAGUCGUAAGUAAACCUUUCAUUUGAGCCUUAGACACUUGGAUAGCGGCAACGUUUGGUGAUUUCCCGAAACCAAGCCCUGUGACUCUCGUAGAAACAGACCUGCCAACGCUAUAGCUGCUUUUAGCGCCUGGACUGACAUUGGUUAGGACGUACCCAAGCUGGACUGCACAGCAUGCGCCAGAUCAAAGUACAGCACCAGCUACGUCUAGCUAUCCUGCUCCUACUGUCAGUUUGGACAGUUACCUUCACGUUAGCCAGCCCAACAACACGGAAAAUACUCAUACUUCUUCGCACCCACCACCAGUGGUGAUGGCGCCUUCUCAGGCUCCGCUCCGACAAUCACAGUAUGUUUAUCAUCCAGCUUCGGGACCUCCUGCUGGAGUCUCUUCUCUCCGCUUUAUCGACAGCAAUCCACGGCCUGCGAAAUCUCCACGCCACGUUGCGCCUCCAGAGCUCCCAACUGGAAGUUACCAUGGCGAAUAUGCCAAUUCGACACGGUUUGCGCCCCCAUAUAGCGGGCCCUCGGAGCCUGUGGCAAUGCCAGCAAGAGGACCAGAUUAUUUCCCCAAUCCGGUGCCAAUCCACCCCUGGACGACGGGGCCUGAUACUGCAUCGGUUUAUGGGACUUCGGCGCAAACCGCACCAAGUGUUGCUCACUACGAUUUCCAUAACGAGACGCAGUACACGAAGGAAGAGCCUCAGCAGCAGCAGCAACAGCAUUAUACCUGGAGCCAACAAACGCAAGGAUAAUCCAAUCAAACUGGCGCAACAAAAGAACAGCAUUCAUUACAUGGUGUCAUGAAAUGAAACGGACGAGAGAGGAUCAAUCAACAGGAACGACAUUGAACGACGCGAAAGAAGGAAUCAAAAUUGCAUAAAAUCAGAAAAGCUGCGAACAUGAUUGCAUUUUAGCUCUUUUUUCGAACCAACCACCACAUUUAAUUUCAUGUACAUCUCAUGUAAUAUUCAACCCAGCGGUGUUGGGCAAAUUAGGGUAAGAUAUGGGGGCAUUUUAUUGUGGGGAUCGAUGGAGUAUGGAGUGUUGGGAUAUGAUCUGAUAUGAU
Hymenoscyphus albidus is the source of this 3336-nucleotide messenger RNA. The record is from the annotation of a GenBank genome assembly. NCBI's taxonomy places the organism in Eukaryota, Fungi, Ascomycota, Leotiomycetes, Helotiales, Helotiaceae.